AUGUCGUUCUUCCAGAAUCUUUGGGGUAGUAUCUUCGAACCCGGUACUAAUCCUCAGUUGCUCAUUGCUACUCAUCUUUCCUUUACCUCGUUAAUUCUAGUCUUAGUAUGGCUAUGUUACGAAACUCGUAAUGUCCAUUUCUUUGCUCUGUUGACAAUAGCAGCUAUUCUCUGGGCACUGGUAACCUGGUUCAUUAAUGAGCUGAAGCAUCAACCUCUAAGGGAUAACGACCAGUUGGCAAAAGAUAACGGUGCAAGAGCAGAAGAAGAGCAAGAAGACAAGAAGGAAAAGAACACGAACAAUAACAAGAAAGCUAAUCAGGAAUCUCGUACCACUGGAACCACCGCUGCAGCCAGUAGUGCGAACACACGUCGUACUAAAUCUCGUAAGACUUAG
This is a messenger RNA of Zygosaccharomyces rouxii, 396 nucleotides long. It is a transcript of the gene PKR1, whose product is annotated as Pkr1p. The transcript has a single exon. The record is from RefSeq and is a predicted model, not a curated record. The coding region runs from base 1 to 396 and encodes 131 amino acids. Gene Ontology annotation, biological process: vacuolar proton-transporting V-type ATPase complex assembly. Gene Ontology annotation, cellular component: endoplasmic reticulum membrane. Lineage: Eukaryota; Fungi; Ascomycota; Saccharomycetes; Saccharomycetales; Saccharomycetaceae.